CAGGCCCCAAAAAUAGCCCUAACCUGAUUUACAGAGGUCGGCAUUGCGAGUCACGCACAUUGUGUGCUUAAGACAUGCAGCACAAUGCUGCACCAGUGACAGAUGGCUGUUGACACACUCGAGUGACAAGACAAAGGUCUGAUUUCCUUGCUUGUUUUUGGAUGAAAUUAUUUUGCGACGCAGCUGUUCACAGCCUCUGGGAUAUGUCUCCACGUUCGUACUGUUGUCAACCAAGCGGAACAGGAACCUAUCAGCGAUGACUAAAGUGAGCUAAAAAUAGCUUUGACUAAGGGGAAACUCAAACCGCCACAGACACGGGAAGCCACACCUUGGAUCUCUUGGAAGUAUUAUCUGUGAUCUCUUUGGUGGGAAGAUCGGGAAGGACGUGGUAAUCUGCACAAGGACCACGCUUGCUUGUAAGGCUGGGAGGAAGGAUACCGAACAGGACGGACUAGGGUCAACGACUCUGUGUAUAAUUAACUGCCCAGCACUCGAGUUAUUAGUCUCAUUGUUGCUGGUGGCCUCCUUUCCAAGUCUGUUGGCGACUGUGUUGCCAACUUCAAGCAGCUGGACACAGCUACUUCCGUGCUCACCAUGUCUACUAGUGGUUCGCCACUCAGUCUCAUCUGAGAAAUCAGAAGUUUGUUGUGUAUUGUCGGUGUAGUGGUUCAGACUGAUCGGGUCUUUGUCAUGACGGGGCUGAGGGCCUUUGCUAAACAUGUUUAAGGCUAUGAGUGUGACACGGACACGAUCCUGACGCACCACAGGCUUUGAAAAGAUGCCGCAGCAAGAACUGUCAGCAAGAAACAAAGUGCGGCUGUUCAUCACAACUCCCCGGACAAUGUGUACCAUCUGUCUUCUGGUCGUAGUGUCGUUCAUAAUGGUCUCAUCGCUGGAAGAUUCACACCGCGCAGAAAUGAUGGAUUUUGAAACAGGUGUAAUGCAGAAAGUCGUGGAGGGUGACCGACCCCGACAGCGGCGCCAGACAUCUGACAAUGGGGUUCGAGGCUUCAGCGAGACACAGAAGCAGGCUUUGCUGGACAUACAUAACUACGACAGGCGACUGCGGAAAGCGUCGGAUAUGAGGCUGAUGGAAUGGAACUCAAAGCUGGAGCAGCUGGCACAGGACUGGGCGGAUGGAUGCAACUUCGAGCAUCGCCGCGAUACCCCGGGUGUGCCGACAGGCUUCAGCUACAAUGGCGAAAACCUUUAUGCUGCCACGCAUACCUACGAUCCUGUUUUUAUUCUUCGCGGCUGGCAUGAUGAGGAGGAGAUAGCGUACGAUUACGAGACAGGUGACUGCAAAAGUGUCUGCGGCCAUUACACUCAGGUUGUGUGGGCAUCAUCGUAUGCAGUGGGCUGUGGUGUCACUUACUGUUCCACACUUCGAAAUGUGAAUUUUAAUCAGGGCUACUAUGUCGUCUGCAACUAUGGACCAGGUGGCAAUUAUGCUGGACAGAAGCCUUAUAAGCUGGGGUCUGGACCUUGCACGGAGUGUCCCGACGAUGCGCCUUACUGUGUCGAUGGUUUGUGUGCGCGACAACCCAUGAUUUCUGCGGCAGAUGGCAAUGUCAACUCUUGGAUAACUCUGUGUGAAGCACUAAGCUUGGGCUUCGUAGCUGUUAAAAUGAUGUUCUGAAAACCUCCGGAAAUAUCACUGGAAUCUUCCAGCACUGCUCAGACGCGGCAUUAAUGGCUUUAAGAACUUAUUUUCUUAUAGACUUCCUUACUGGUCUAUGCUACUGUAAAUUUGUAAAUACCUAAAUUUUUUUAUUAAACUCAUAUUUUUCUAAAA
Messenger RNA from Pomacea canaliculata, 1795 nucleotides. RefSeq names its product GLIPR1-like protein 1. The record is from RefSeq and is a predicted model, not a curated record. NCBI's taxonomy places the organism in Eukaryota, Metazoa, Mollusca, Gastropoda, Architaenioglossa, Ampullariidae. Gene Ontology annotation, cellular component: extracellular region. Bases 779 to 1639 code for a protein of 286 amino acids. The transcript has 8 exons.